AUGUCCGUCACCCUCGAGAAAAUUGCCCCGCCAACAGAUUUAACAGACUCUGAUCAGAACACACUCUUCCAGUACCUUUAUAGACGACUUGCUGCGUAUAGAAAUGCAGCAGAACUCCAUGCGUUGGCAGAAUAUCAAUUAUCCGCACUACCUGAAGAGAAUAAGCAGAAGAUAAAGGACGAUUUUAGCCAAACACUGAAUGAAUGGGCGCAGGAAUUGGUUGACAAGGCGUAUAUGGUCUGUGGACAGCCAGACGGAGAUGAAUGUCCUAAGCUGGAUGAAUUCGCAGAUACGUCUAUAGGGGAUUUACCUCAGAUCUCACCACAGCGGCUGGCAGCUGUACUGAAUGCAGUCCUCUUUCUGAGCAUAACAGCGACAAAGCAAUAUUCAGCAAGAACACGGUCGUUCUUAUUCAACGAUAUUCUUGAAGAUGCAGCUCCUGACGAGGAGUUAAUCGUCGCCACCUUGAAACACCCUGACCAAGCGCUUCAGGAAGCGCAGCAGAAAGCUGAAGCAAGCACCAAAGAUCAUGCUUCCAAAAGUAAAACAUUGCGCAUGGUGGGCAUAAGUCUAGGCGCUAUCGCAGGCGGUGUACUAGUCGGAGUAACGGGAGGGCUCGCAGCUCCUUUAAUUGGAGCAAGCAUCACGACCAUCCUCGGGUGGCUCGGUGUGGGCGGAACCGCAGCUGGCCUGUUAGCAAGCGGUCUCGCAGGAUCUUCUGCUAUUUGUGGAGCUUUAUUCGGCGUCUACGGUGCGAAAUCCACAGCGAACAUGGUCGAGAGACAUACACGGGAAAUACGAGACUUGGCUAUCCUUCCGGUAUCUUUAAAUACGAAUGGAGACGAAACGUUAGGAGUGCGCUUAUGCAUAAGUGGUUGGCUAUCUUCAGAAUCAGAUGUAACCGCACCAUGGACCGUGUUCGAGGGAGAUGACACUCUUGCUUUACGAUGGGAAGUCAACGCAUUGGAGGAGUUAUCAGAUGCGUUAUAUACAUUGGUCAGGACCAAUGCCAUGAAGUAUCUCAGGGCAGAAAUUAUCAGACACACAGUGUUCGCAACGCUGAUGGCCUCUCUCGGGCCCAUAGCUUUGCUGAAGAUUGGAGAAAUUAUUGAUAAUCCUUGGAUGAACACCAAGGCUCUAGCUUACAAGGCAGGGGCCGUGCUAGGUGAUCUAUUGUUGAAGCGGGUAUUUGGGAAUCGGCCCGUCACGCUCGUUGGAUACUCUUUUGGUUCGUUGGUAAUCCUCGAGGCGCUCAAGCACGUUGCGUCUUGGCCUCCUUCCGAUACGUCACACCUUAUACAAGACGUAUAUCUAUUCGGUACUCCUGCAUCGACCGACCCCGCGGUCUGGGCCAGCAUACGUCGGGUAGUCGCUGGUCGGUUUGUCAACGGCUAUGCUAGUCAGGAUUAUGUUUUGGCAGUCCUUUCCAGGGCGACGGAUGUAAGUUGGCAAGUGGCUGGUUUGCACCCUGUUGAUGUCCAGGGAAUUGAAAACGUUCAUUUCGAAGACAUCGAUGGGCAUACUAAGUGGAGAGGACAGAUUGGCGAAUGCUUAAAAAGAGUUGGGGCCCUUGGAAUCAAAGAUGAAGAAGUAGAUUCUCAGUUGAACGUGGCAACAGUGACGCUUGAGGAUGUAAAAAUGACUGAGGGAAUGACUGAAGAAGAAGCGCAAGAAGUUUCAGUAAAGGCAAUGUAG
This is a messenger RNA of Lentinula edodes (shiitake mushroom), 1695 nucleotides long. Its product is annotated as DUF726-domain-containing protein. The record is from RefSeq and is a predicted model, not a curated record. NCBI's taxonomy places the organism in Eukaryota, Fungi, Basidiomycota, Agaricomycetes, Agaricales, Omphalotaceae. The coding region runs from base 1 to 1695 and encodes 564 amino acids. The transcript is spliced from 5 exons.